Messenger RNA from Liolophura sinensis, 3434 nucleotides. Its product is annotated as protein NPAT-like. The record is from RefSeq and is a predicted model, not a curated record. The coding region runs from base 88 to 3423 and encodes 1111 amino acids. Gene Ontology annotation, cellular component: nucleus. Lineage: Eukaryota; Metazoa; Mollusca; Polyplacophora; Chitonida; Chitonidae. The transcript has 8 exons. Gene Ontology annotation, molecular function: protein binding; transcription coregulator activity.
GGAUAGUGAAAGUCGUCUGGUUAUUUAACAUUACAUACCGAUAUGUUUUGAGUACACUUGGUGAAAAGUCUCUUAACCGGUCAUGAAAUGGAACCGGUGUACUUUCUGCCAUCAGAGAUUGCUCGUAUGGUACUAGGCUAUCUGAAGCGGGAGAACUGUGCAAAGGCCUAUAAAGCCUUGCUGAAAGAGUCUAGCCAUUUGGGAGAAUAUUCAGCCUUGUUGAAACAGGGUAGAGAAUAUCCAACCACAGUUGCUGGGAAAACUUUGACAGAAAUGCUGCAGGAAUAUGGCCACAUCAAGCUGAGAGAGACAAGAACACUGAAAUGUGGCCAACCGGCAACUGCCCUGUGGAAGCAGUUUGAUGAGCUUGUGAAGGUUAUUAAGCAGCAGGUUAGCCCUAAGCAACUCCAGCAGCCCCACUCUAAGCAAGGUCGUCCCCGGCUUUCUGACAGGAUUUUAUGCACAGGCAGAUCAAGUGACCCAUUGCCAGAAGUCGUGUCGACGAGGAUUAGCUCUGAUGUGGAGGAAAGACGUAGUGCCAGCAGCUCUGCAGAAGGCUUCCAGUCUGUUGCAUCGCCAGUUACUACAUGCCCAUCUCUGGUAUGUCAUACAGGCACUCCUGCUUCAAUGACAGCUUGCAGUUCUGUUCAGACCACUGCUAUGUGCACAGGAGUACAGGAGCUUGUUACAAGACCAACUGGGACUGCAGUGUAUUCCACACCUCCUAAGAGUUGUCAGAAAAUCACAUACACAUCGCAGUUGACAGUAGCCAAGAGCCAUCAAUCUGAGGUAGCCAGUGAUAGUACAUAUUUAUUGUCAGAAGAUUGUGGAUAUCCAGUGUGUCCUGGAAGUUGUGGCUUUGAUCAGCUGCAAGCUAAUACUGAGGAUCUCUCAGACUCUGAUACAGGGGCGAUAACCAAGGCACCCAACUCUGUGCAAGCUGGUGGUAGUAUAUUUGGUGAAAACUUGGAAUUUAAUGCUACUGAGAAGACGGACAAUGUUCCUGAUUCGUGCACUGUAAAACCUCAAGAGUCAUCUUCUGAGCCGCAAAUGGCACCAUCUGAGGCCCAAAGAGAAGAAGUGAGAAUGGUGAUGGUCGAAGAUGAAACAGAAAAAGAACUCCAAACUCCCAUGUCAGUGUGUCAGCCUGUUAGUCAAUGUGAAAAUGCCAUAGAUUCUUUUGAACAAGCCAAAGCCUUGAACAGUCCAUCUGUGGGAGGUAACCAAGUGUCAGCUGCUUGGCAUGGCAUGUCCCGACUCUCGGAAUCGGCUUUCAGUAGCAUAGGCCACACGUCAGGUAUAGGAGCUACAACACCUGUUAAACAGACUUCAUUGAGUGAACAUGUCCAUGUUACACCAAGCAAGAGCUGCUCUUUCCUGACCACAAACAGCACCAAAGGAAAAUCACCUAGGAGGAAAAGGUUUGCUCCCAAGAGACGAUCCUCUGGAGCUGCAGGAAUCGGUGGCAUUGUAACAAGUGGACUGCCAGGGACUGGCACGGGAAAUGUCCCCAGGAGUGUCGAGGGAUCAGGGGCACAUAAAUUAGGGCACAGCGAAGAGUCACUUAUCAGUCAUCAUGAAGACAGUAUGGAUAUUCCAAGUCUGGUAGAGCAAUUGUUGGAAAACACAGAACUUCAGAAAAAGUUGGCAGAAAACAUCAAUAAAGGUCGUCAUCUUUCCUGUGAUCCAGCUGAGCAGAAGCCAGAGGGGCAGCCCCAACAGAGAGUGCCCCCUGUGACCCCCAGCAAACCACCCCCCACCCCCAGGAACACCUCUAUGCAAUCAUUGGAGGACAUACUUGAUAUACACGAAGCACAGAUGUCUGAUGUGGAGAUGAAUGGAAUCAUUGACAUGACACGGUCUGACCCAGCAUUUGAUGCCCUCUUUCAGUUAUUUGAUAAUGGGAAUGAACAAGAUGACAAGGGGGCUGGGGACCCGACUCUUUCCUUCUCCUCUCAGAUCAGGAUGGCCUUAGAAACAGACGAAGACCAGCAGCAGAUAGAAACAGACAUGGCCACGGCUACUCUGCUGCAACUGUCUGAACGACCUUCCACAUCCAAUUGUGAGACAGCCCACAGUAAUAGCAGAGUAGAGUCUUGCCAAAGAGUGCUGGACUGUGGUCAGUUUGGUGAUGAUGGCGAGCCUGUCCAGAAGCAGAUGGGAAGUGGCCAAGAAAUGGACACUGAAGGAGCCAAAGGAAAUGGUCUGAGUGUGAACAGUGAUACAAAAGUGUGUGAACAACAGAGUAUGAGUGGCUGCCAUGCCAACCAAGCUAGCAGCAGCCAUGUUGGAGUGGGUAUCGUUGAAAAUAAUUUUCCAGCAGUUUCUGGGUCAUGUGAGAGUUAUGAGAAAGUUGUUGAGAUAGUUACCACUGUCCAACAUGAGGAUGCCUCCUGUAAUGACCAAGUGCACAGAGCAGAGAGGAGAAAUACUGGUCAGAACACAGGGGACAGCAAAGCUAGUGUUUGUACUGCCAGCACAAACCAUAGUCCGGCUGGUAAAUCCCCAGGUGGGGCCAGGUCUGUCAGUCAGAGUGUGACGACGAAGACUGAUCUGCUGUCAGAUAUCAGGCCCUGCUCGAACAGGGCUUGGGUUGAUGCGUCCAGGCUUGAAUUUCAUGUAACAUCAGAGAGCACAUCCUCUCCUGCUCAGAGUUAUCACUCAUCUGUGCUAGGUCACAGUAGCAAUAAUGAUGCACCCAUAAGUUCUACAAGGGCAACAAAACACCCGCGGAAAGGGAAAAGGCCCCAGAACUCUGCAAAGGUCCAGAUAAAAACAUCUUGCGAACCAGUGGUUGUGGUUCUGGCCGAAAACAGUGGAGGAAGCAACACUGUAAAUGAUAUGGAUCAAGGAACCAAAAUGUCAGAUUAUCACAAAGACACAUACAGGAGUUCCCAAGUAUUAACAGCAGAUGGGAAAGCCAAUGUAAUGCAGAAGAAGAACAAAGUUCAUUCAUCGACAGACGGAAGCAAUAAGUCCAAAAUUCCUUCCCAAGAGAAAGUGAACGUGUUAAAUACUUCUGAGUAUGUUCCACUUGGUGAUAACUUUGCACAUGACAGCUCAUCUGACCUUGAUGAUGGUCAUCGUUGUAAAGUGUCCAGUGAUCCAAUGCUAUCCUCUACACCAAAGUGUUCUUCUCACAAACUAGGCCUCAGGAAAUCUGAUGGCUGUCCAGGUCCAGCUAGCGGAGCCCAGGGCUCACCAAUGUCCAAGUCAACCAGCUCAUUUGAACUCGCUGCAGAGAGUUUUGCUGCUGGAUCAGAGCAGAACACAUCUGGCAGCUUAGCGACAGCCAGGAAGGGGGAUCUCACACAGUCUAGUUCCACUGUAUCACCAGGUAAACAUGACUUGCAUUAUGCCAGUACCAUUUUCCUACAGGCAAUCAGAAAUCUGGGGGCUGCUUUACUGUUAGAUAUUCUUUAGCCUCUGAAAUC